Molecule: messenger RNA, 1422 nt
Organism: Cucumis sativus (cucumber)
Lineage: Eukaryota; Viridiplantae; Streptophyta; Magnoliopsida; Cucurbitales; Cucurbitaceae
Product: annexin D3
Exons: 6
Coding region: 197-1261 (354 amino acids)
Cellular component (GO): cytoplasm
Molecular function (GO): calcium ion binding; calcium-dependent phospholipid binding
Source: RefSeq, a predicted model, not a curated record
GGAGGUGAAAAGAGAAGGAGAGAAAGGGUAUUUUGGUCAGAGAAAAAAAGGCGAAAACAAACUAAGCUAUAUUGCGUUGUUGUAUUGUAUCGAAGUUUGAGGGAGGGAAAAACAAAACGGACAACAGAGAGAAGUUCCUAUUUUUGGAUCAUCAACCAUUGUUACGUUACAUUACAUUACAAAAAAACCUCUCAAAAUGAGCAGUUUCUCCUUCAAAUCCUUAUCCUGGAGGAAAUCCAAAUCCUCCAAAUCGGAUUCAGCUCAUUCCUUUUCGUCGGAGGAACAACGGUUUCGGACGGAAAAUAUGGGAACUCUGAGAGUGCCGGAGACCGUUCCUUCUCCCGCCCAGGACUGUGAUAGGCUCAAGAAAGCUUUUGAUGGAUGGGGAACGGAUGAGAAGGCAUUGAUAAGGAUAUUAGGACAAAGAAAUGCAGCUCAAAGGAAAGCAAUUAGAGAGACUUAUCUCGAGCUAUACAACGAGUCGCUGAUUGAUCGCAUCCACGCUGAACUCUCCGGUGAUUUUAGAAAAGCCGCAAUUUUGUGGGCAUAUGAUCCUGCAGAGAGGGAUGCAAGAUUGGCAAAUGAAGCUUUGAGGUCAUAUAAGAAAGGGGUCCGUGAGCUUCAAGUAUUAGUGGAGAUAGCCUGUGCCACAUCUCCUCACCAUCUGAUGGCUGUAAGACAGGCCUACUGUUCUCUCUUCGAUUGCUCACUUGAAGAAGACAUUUUCUCUACCAUCUCGAUGCCUUUUAGUCAGCUUUUAGUUGGUGUGGUGAGUUCCUUCAGGCAUGAUAAAGAAGUGGUGGACAGUAUCGUUGCUGAUUCAGAAGCUAAUUUAUUACAUGAUGCUAUCAAAGCGAAGCAAUUAAACCGCAGCGGCGUCAUUUGGAUACUCAGCACAAGGAAUUUCUUUCAGCUUAGAGCAACGUUUGCAUGCUAUAGGCAAAAGUAUGGAAACUCUAUUGACCAGGACAUUGUGAAAUGUGGAACUAGUGAUUUAGAAUCGCUCUUCAAAAUGGCAAUUUUGUGCAUUGACACUCCCGAAAAACACUUCGCUAAGGUAAUCAACAAGGCCAUUGUUGGACUUGGAACAGACGAAGAUUCUCUAACCAGAGCCAUUGUAAGUCGAGCUGAGAUAGACACAAUGAAAAUUAGAGAAGCGUAUUCCAACAUGUUCAAAGGCAAGCUUGACGACGAUGUUAUCGGCGACACAUCUGGAGACUACAAGGACAUGUUGAUGAUCUUGCUUGGAGCUAAUGUUUGAUUCUUGCCCUCUUCUUUUUUGCUUCUUCUUACCUUUCUCUUUCUCACUGCAAAUUCCAUGUUUGGUUUUUGGUAUUGAUUGUAGGCCUUUUAAUAAAUAAUCUUGUUCAUCUAUGUGUAUAUAUAUAUAUAUAUAUAUAAGUUUGGAAGAUUGAUUUUUUA